This is a messenger RNA of Fusarium tjaetaba, 2577 nucleotides long. Its product is annotated as endochitinase 2 precursor. Lineage: Eukaryota; Fungi; Ascomycota; Sordariomycetes; Hypocreales; Nectriaceae. The record is from RefSeq and is a predicted model, not a curated record. Gene Ontology annotation, molecular function: chitinase activity. Bases 1 to 2577 code for a protein of 858 amino acids. Gene Ontology annotation, cellular component: extracellular region. The transcript is spliced from 3 exons. Gene Ontology annotation, biological process: carbohydrate metabolic process.
AUGGCCUCUAUCUCUUUUCCGGGUGGUUCUGGUCUCUCCCUGGGACUCAAUGGAUACUGGGGUCAACUUGGAUCCGAUUCACUCAAGUCCUACUGUGAUUCCGCCCCUGAGUACGUUACUCUGUCUUUCGUGAACCAGGCACCCGAAAAUACAGAGUCAGGCUAUCCUGGUACCAACUUUGCCGGACACUGUGCGGCUGGUGUCUACAGUAACAAAAACGGAGUUGCCUCAUCACUCCUCAGUGAAUGCUACACUAUCAAGGAGGGCAUUCCAUACUGCCAGGAGCGUGGAGUUAAGGUUCUUCUGAGCAUUGGUGGAGUCUACAACGAAGCUGGAAGCAACUACAAGGUGACCACUGAUGAUAAGGGAGUUGAUUUCGCCGACUUCCUGUACAAGGCAUUCGGUCCUUACGAUCAAACCUGGGAUGGUCCUCGUCCUUUCGAUAGUGACGAUGGCACAACCCGUCCUGCUGUCGAUGGUUUCGACUUUGAUAUCGAGCAUGACCUCCCCAACGGCCCCUAUAUCGCCAUGAUCAACGAGCUUCGCCGAUUAAACAGCGAUGUCAUCAUUACCGGCGCCCCCCAGUGCCCUACCAGCAACGAAUAUUUCUACAUGAAAGACAUGAUCAACCAGGCCAAGUUCGACGCCCUCUUCAUUCAGUUCUACAACAACCCUAGCUGUGAUGCCAUCCCCGACCCCUCCGUUUCAUGGGAUAGAUUCAAUUACGAUGACUGGGAGGAUAUUGUCGAAGACAGUGCAUGCAGUCAGAACGCCAAGCUCUAUGUUGGUCUGCCUGCUAGCGAGGCUGCUGCUCCAGGCGGAGGUUAUCUCGAGCCGGAAGCCAUGAAGGAUCUCGUCUGUGCUCUCAAGGACAAGACUCACUUCGCUGGUAUCUCUCUCUGGGACUUGACUCGUGGCGCCGGUAACGAAAUUGACGGAAAGAACUAUAAUGAGCAUGUCAUGGAUGCCCUGAAGUAUGGUUGUGACCCUGUUCCUGUUACAACCACCACUGCCUUGGCCACUACUUCUGAGGCUACUUCUACUGCCGAAUCGACGACAACAGCUGACACAACUACUGCCGAUGUCUCUACCACUACUGGUGCAACAACCACAUCCGAUGCUUCUUCAUCUGAUAUUUCCUCCACUGAUGCUUCUUCAACGGGCGCUUCUUCCACGGAAACUGCCACAACCAGUGGGUUGGCGACUGCAGAUACUACCACAGCCUCUGGUGUUUCUUCCAUUGAGGAUCCUACAGCCAGCUCUGAUACCUCCGCAGCUACUGAUGGCACAUCAACACUGGCUACCUCUGCUACAUCUGAUGCUUCUUUAGCAACCGAGACAACCGAUAGCUCUGCCACAAAUGUUUCUGGUUCUAUGACUGGCACCACCGCUUCUGAAACAUCUGCAACUGCCACUGAUUCUUCAGCUGACACCACUGAGACCUCUGCACUUGGUAGUGUCUUGAGUACCGGUACUGCGUCUACCACAGUCGAUGCCACAGCUACUAGUGACUCGUCUGCCAUCACUGAGGAUGCCGCCACCGCGACCAGUGAUUCCACUCUCGAGAGUAACACAAUCACCGGAACUGUCAAGACAACAGAUUCUGCUCAGGAAACUGAGUCUGCCACUGCUGAGACUACUUUUAGCACCUUCAAGGGCUGGAACACCACCUAUGGUGCUCCCUCUUAUACUCAGAAGUAUGGCAACCCUACGACCCUUAUCCCCUCUGGCACUACAACUCUUACCAAGGGAUCGCCUGUUUACACCAAGUACCCUGACAACACUUAUACUGUCAGCAUGACCACCAGCACUGUCUGCACAACCCGAGUCCACACUGCGGUGGAUGGUUACGUGGUCACCGAGACCAUCCCUCUGUACACCACUGUCUGCCCCGUUACUGGUAAGGCCAAGCCCACCAACUACGCUGUGCCCUCUCAGUACGAGACCAAGACUGUCUACACCACAAGUGUCCACACCGUCACCAGUUGUCCUCCUGAAGUUGUGGGCUGCCCCUAUGGAUCUGUUGCCACUGAGACCAUCCCUGUCUACACCACUAUCUGCCCUGUGACAGAGAAGAGCAAGCCUGCUCCCACUAAUGUCCCUUACAACCAUGAGAUCAAGACUCUCUACACAAGCCAGGUCAAUACCAUCAGCCACUGUGCUCCCGGUACUCCCGACUGUGUCGUCGGCGCCAUCACCACGGAGAUCGCUUCGUGGACCACAGCUACUGUGCCUGCGCAGCAAACUCAGCCCAUGAAGAUCUACAAGCCUGUGCCUGAGAUGCCCAAGAUCGCCACUAAGGAGGCUCAUUACAACGGCACGGUCUACACCAGCGUUGCUGUCCCUCCUGUCACGCUCAAGACAGCUGCUAAGCCCGGAGUUUUCGAGCAGUCUAAGCCCACGCAUCAGCAGUCCUCCGGUGCUGCCGCACCUACCGGUGGCUACUCAUCAGUACCGGCGUCGGCCCCAACCUAUGCUCCGGCUCCGAUCACUCCCGCUACUGCCGGAGCCUCUUCUCUCGCGGUUGGUUUGACCUUAAUGGCGGGCAUGGUGCUCUUCCAGGCGCUUGCGCUGUAG